Penicillium cosmopolitanum is the source of this 1407-nucleotide messenger RNA. RefSeq lists its product as uncharacterized. The transcript has a single exon. NCBI's taxonomy places the organism in Eukaryota, Fungi, Ascomycota, Eurotiomycetes, Eurotiales, Aspergillaceae. Gene Ontology annotation, cellular component: vacuolar membrane. Gene Ontology annotation, biological process: amino acid transmembrane transport. Bases 1 to 1407 code for a protein of 468 amino acids. Gene Ontology annotation, molecular function: amino acid transmembrane transporter activity. The record is from RefSeq and is a predicted model, not a curated record.
AUGGAAGCGGAUAAUAUCACCUCAGCACCCUUCUCCUCCACAGCUGGAGUUAAAAAGGCCAAUGUUCAUCACAACGAAAAUUCAGGAGUGAUAGAUCAGGAUGAUCAAGAGCUUGGCACCUUUGCAGAUUUUGAGAAGCAGAAAACUAUCGAGGGAGAAGCGAAGUUCCAUCGCUUAGGCUGGAAGCGCAUGACAGUGAUUCUCAUUGUUGAAGCCAUAGGCUUGGGUACUUUCAGCCUGCCUGCCGCCUUUGCAACACUUGGAUUAGUCCCGGGCAUUAUCUGCUGUAUUACUCUGGGAUGUGUGGUCAUUUAUACUGGAUAUAUUGUUGGAAAAGUCCAAAUUCUUUACCCGGAAAUCAAACAUUAUGGAGAUAUUGGCCGCUUGGCGAUGGGUCGUUUUGGGGAAGAACUGGUAGGUAUAUUGUAUGUGCUCCAGCUCACUCUUAUGACAGCAUCCUAUUGUCUCACGGGUACGAUUGCUUUCAAUAUCUUGAGUGACAAUGGGGCUUGUGAUAUGGUUUUCGGUCUAAUAACGGCUAUUAUAUUAUUUCUUCUUGCCCUGAUGCCAUCUUUUACUGAAGCUGCCAUAUUAGGCUAUAUUGAUCUAGCAUCGGUGAUGAUUGUGAUUGGUAUUGCUAUUAUUGGUUCUGGAGUGCACGCCACACACCUGCCAAGUGGUAUUUACGCCGUGGAUUGGUCAAUAUGGCCACCCAGUGAUACUACUUUCAAAGAUGCGAUGGUAGCAAUCUGUAACAUUAUGUUUGCCUACAGCUUCUGCAUGUUCAUAACCCCAUUUAUGUCUGAGAUGCAUACCCCAACAGAUUACGUGAAGUCUAUCUGGUGGCUAGGUAUAAUCGAAAUGGUGGUGUAUACACUCAUUGGUGCUCUCAUUUUUGUUUUUGUUGGCGCGGAUGUCCAAAGUCCAUCCUUGCUCUCAUUACAGGGACUGCUUCCAAAGAUAGCAUUUGGAUUUGCACUUCCUCUCAUAUUCAUCUCAGGGGCGAUUGGUAACACAGUGACUGCCCGAUACAUUCAUUCUCGACUUUUCAAGGACUCCGUCAUUCGCUUCAUCAACACUCCAAUGGGAUGGCUUACUUGGAUUAUGGUUCUGGCUACAGCUACUGUUGUUGCCUGGAUUGUGGCUGAAGCUAUCCCGUUCUUCGACGACCUCCUUGCUAUUAGCUCAGCCGCUCUUAUAUCUGGAUUUGUCCUCUACUUUCCGGCUGCAAUCUGGUUUAUCCUUAUUUGCAAGGGAGAAUGGUACGAGAGAGAGAAUUACAUACAUGCCAUUGCUUGUGGCUCUAUUUUUGGCGCCGGAUUGCUUGUACUUGGAGGGGGACGUAUGCCAGUGUCCAAGACAUCGUUAGUAACCCCCCCUCCAACCAAAAUCUAUCUUAUUCAGUAA